Molecule: messenger RNA, 1323 nt
Organism: Cadophora gregata
Lineage: Eukaryota; Fungi; Ascomycota; Leotiomycetes; Helotiales; Ploettnerulaceae
Gene: PSA2
Product: Proteasome subunit alpha type-2
Exons: 4
Coding region: 1-1323 (440 amino acids)
Biological process (GO): biosynthetic process
Cellular component (GO): cytoplasm
Molecular function (GO): transferase activity
Source: RefSeq, a predicted model, not a curated record
AUGUCUUUGCAAGUACCACACAGAGAGAAGGCCAAUGGCUCGCAUGCCGCUACAAAGGCUGUGAUUUUGGUUGGCGGCCCUUCGAGAGGAACUCGAUUCAGACCUUUGUCCCUGGAUCUUCCAAAGCCUCUCUUCGAAGUUGCUGGACACCCCAUUGUCUGGCACUGCCUCACCGCUAUCGCCAAAGUCCCAGCCAUUCAAGAAGUAUGCAUGAUUGGAUACUACGACGAAUCAGUCUUCCGCGACUUCAUCAAAGAUGCCUCGAAAGAAUUCCCACAAAUCAAGAUCGUAUAUCUGCGAGAAUACCAGGCAUUGGGAACGGCUGGAGGACUCUACCAUUUCCGUGAUGCCAUUCUAAAGGGGAAACCUGAACGCUUCUUCGUUCUUAAUGCAGAUGUGUGCUGCUCAUUCCCUUUGAAUGAUAUGCUCAAGCUGUUCGAGGACCGUGAUGCAGAGGCUAUUAUUCUGGGUACUCGAGUCAGCGAGGACGCUGCUAGCAACUUCGGAUGCAUUGUCUCAGACGCACACACCCGCCGAGUCCUUCAUUACGUCGAGAAGCCCGAAUCCCACAUCUCGAACCUGAUCAACUGUGGUGUCUACCUCUUUGCUACCGAGUGCAUCUUCCCUUCAAUUCGAAGGGCUAUCAAGAAGCGUACCGAACGCCCAAGACUUGUCUCUUACCCCUCCUCCGAAAAUCUCGAAUCCUCCUUCUUCCAAGAUGACGAUGAGGAGACGAAGAACGAAGUUUUGCGUUUAGAACAGGAUAUUCUGAGUGACUUGGCAGAUAGCAAGCAAUUCUUCGUGUAUGAGACGAAGGAUUUCUGGAGACAGAUCAAGACUGCUGGGUCUGCCGUUCCAGCAAACGCGUUGUACCUGCAAAAGGCGUGGCAGACGGGAUCCAAGGAGCUUUCCAAGGCAUCUGCAAACAUUCUUCCACCUGUAUUCAUACAUCCUACAGCUCAGGUGGACCCUACCGCCAAACUUGGACCCAAUGUCUCCAUUGGACCGCGAGUUACGGUUGGAGCUGGUGUCAGAAUUAAGGAGUCAAUUGUUCUGGAGGAUUCCGAGAUCAAGCACGACGCGUGUGUCCUGUACUCCAUCAUUGGGUGGAACAGCAGAGUUGGCGCAUGGGCUCGUGUCGAGGGUACACCAACACCAGUCAACAGCCACACCACUAGCAUCAUCAAGAAUGGCGUUAAAGUCCAGAGCAUCACCAUCCUUGGUAAGGAGUGUGGUGUUGGAGAUGAAGUUCGUGUCCAAAAUUGCAUCUGCCUACCAUUCAAGGAGUUGAAGCGAGAUGUUUCCAAUGAGGUGAUCAUGUAA